Molecule: messenger RNA, 3055 nt
Organism: Chelonus insularis
Lineage: Eukaryota; Metazoa; Arthropoda; Insecta; Hymenoptera; Braconidae
Gene: Ugt50B3
Product: UDP-glucuronosyltransferase-like
Exons: 7
Coding region: 694-2262 (522 amino acids)
Molecular function (GO): UDP-glycosyltransferase activity
Source: RefSeq, a predicted model, not a curated record
AAGCCUUCGCCAAUGAUUAAACCUGGCGGUAGACCCUGGUCAGUCAAACUUUCACACUCCGUGUGAAUAUUUCAAAGCUGCUUCCGUACCGCGAUUUCUCAUUGCUCUACUAAUAAAAUCAACCGUGUAAAAGAGUCCUAGUUUAAUAUAACAGUGUCCAAUUUAUAUCGAUAAAUCUGUCGCCUUUCUAAAAAUGUCUCAUAAUAAAAGUCUAUCCAUUAUUUAUUUUACCAUCAUUUUCAUUGAUUAAGUGUACAAAAAUGAUUAUAUUAAUCAUUUGAAGUCAAUUUGUAUUAAAAUUGUGAAUAAUAAUUUUUAUUUUAUUAUAAUUAUAGAUAAAUUUUAAUUAUAUAUAAGUGAAAAGAUCAACAGAAUUAAUUGUCUGUUAAAAUUCAUUAGUGUUUAAUUUUUUUCAUUGAAAUAAUUAUGAAGCACUAAUAAUCAUAAUUGUUAUGGUCUCCAAAAAUUAUUUUCACUGGUGUCAUACUGCAAAGGUCUUUCAUCUAAUAGCAAUUAUUUUCAUGAGUUAAAACUAUGAAUAACUUUGUAGUAUUACAAAGAUUACAUUAAUUAAAAAAGCAGAAGGGAAGAAAGUAUUGUUUGGUAACAUUGUUUACCGUGUUGAUAGAGAAGAAAGAAAUUUCAAUUAGCGGGGGGAAAAAAAUAUUAUUCUUACUUUAAUAAAACGUUAGAAUGAAGAGAAAGACGAUUUUCUUAAUCUUUGUACUGUUUUGUAAUUAUUCGGAUGGUUAUAAUGUUCUUUUGGCGACAAUGGGUGGUACGAAAUCCCACACAAUUCCGUUUGUGGCUCUUGGAACAGCUUUAAGAUUAAGAGGACAUAAUGUUACCCUAGUGAGUGCAUUUUCUGGUCCUGCCGCUAAUAAUGGACUACGAGAGCUGGUUCCCUCUAUUUUCGAGGCUUAUGUCGGUAAUUACACUUCCGAUUGGGACCUAGUGGGAUCACGAUUCCGAAACGAGCUUCCUCUUAGUCCAUGGGAUGCCAUGCGAUACGGAUGGGAAUCCUGUGAAGCAGUUUUACGUGACAAAAGCUCUGUUGCUAGAAUCCGUCGACCGGACGCAAAUGAAAAUUAUCAGGCAGAUACGAGUUGGGACGUUGCGAUUCUUGACGGUGCUUUUCCUGAAUGUCUUCUGGGAAUCCUACAUGGAGAAAAUGUGCCUACAAUGAUGCUAAAUACGGUUGCUCUUUAUAGUGGAUCCAUAGCUCGUCAAGGCAAUCCAUCACCAUGGUCAAUAGUUCCAUAUUUCGGCAAGGGUUAUACUCAAGACAUGAACUUUUUCGAAAGGAUAACCAAUGUCGCCUGUUUGGCUAUCCUACAAAUCAUGCAUUGGGUGAUGACAACAGGAUUUCUUCAACCAACAUUGAGAAAAUAUCUAGGAGAUCAAGUUCCUGAUGUGAGAGAAUUAAUUACUGAAGUAUCAGUGACACUUCAGAAUAGUCAUUACUCUGUAGGAGAAUCUAUGCCUUAUCUACCGAACGUAGUAAAUGUUGCUUGCCUUCACUGCCGUCCUGCAAUGGACCUCAGUCCAGAUUUAGAAUCAUUUCUUCGAAAAGGUUUUAUAUUUGUGUCAAUGGGCUCAUCUGUACGAGCGUCAGGAAUGCCUGAUGCUCUAAGGGAAACAUUUAUUGCUGCUUUCUCUACACUACCUUUUAAUGUAAUAUGGAAAUGGGAAGGAAGUAAAAUAAAAAAUCUGGCAAGCAAUAUUAGAACUGGUGCUUGGUGGCCUCAGCAAGAACUUCUUGGUCAUCCACAUUUAAGAGCAUUCGUAUCUCAUGGUGGACUAUUGUCUCUUCAUGAAGCAGCUUAUCAUGCAGCUCCUACUUUAGUACUACCAGUUUUCUGUGAUCACGAUGGCAAUGCUGCUCAAGCUGAAAAGCUUGGCUAUGCUCUGGUGAUGAAUUUAGCAAGUAUAUCAGUAAAUGAUUUACGUGAAGCUAUCCUCAAAGUAGCUGCACAGCGAAAUAAUCCUUAUAAAGAAGCGGCAAGAAGAAGAAGUGCGUUAUUAAAGGAUCAGCCACUAGGGUCUAGAGAAUUAGCUACUUGGUGGGUUGAACACGUAGCAAAGUAUCAAGGUGCUGAACAUCUCAAGAGUUCUACAAGGUAUAUGGGUGUCCUUCGAUACUACUCAAUCGAUGUUUUUGUCUUCUAUAUGGCUGUGCUUUUCUUAUUGGUAAAAACUCUUCGAACAUUACUUCGACGGUAUUCUUCAAAGCAUAUGAUUGUUAAAGGCAAAAUUGAAUAAUUUGUUUACCUUUAAAAUGAUUAUAUCAACGCUAAUGAAUGGACUUUCUUUAUCGACAGAUUUUCUAGUUACUUUACGGAUUUAUAGCUGUGUGAGGUAAUUAAUAUCUAAUAGAAUUAACUAGAAAAUCUGUAGGUCAUUGACAUUCAAGUAUUAGCAUUCAUGUGUAUUUGUUUGAAUAAUACUAUUUAGAAUUCUUUAUUUAUAUUUAUUCAAAAUUAUUAUUUUAUUGUUAUAAAUCUUCAAAUAAUGUAUUAAAUAUGAUAGACAAUAAGCUGUAAAGUUAUGAUAAUUAACAUUGUAAGUUUAGUGAAUAAUGAUACGUCUUUACUUUUUUUCUUUUAUGAAAAUGAUGCAAUAUUAAUGUUGUGAGAAAAUUGUGAAAUUUUUAUUAUGAUUUUGAGGAGAAUGUAUGUUUUGCAUGUUCGAGUUGUUACUUUGUAAAUUCCACCUGACGUUAUAAUUGAGGAAUUUUCAUGAUGACCAUAUGUUGUAAGUCUGACAAAUUAGUUUAUAAGUUUCCUACUGAUUAUGCACGUAUACAGAUGUGAUUCGAAAUGAAUGAAUUAUUUGUAUAUACGUACAUGGGCUAAGAAAUAAUUUAUUGUUAAUGAAAAAUAUCAUUAGUGAUAGUGAAAAAUGUAAAAUUUUUUGAAUUAAAUUUUAAGUAUUAAUGUUAUUACAAUUGUUUAAGAUUUUUAUAUUCCCAGGAAGUAUUGAAUGUAUAAUAUAAUGUUAAUAGAAACUUGUAUGAAAAUUGUAUUAAAAAAAUUAAUAAAAAUUUUAUAAUUUA